AUGCUCGACCGGCUGCAGGUCUUCCUCAAGCUUGUCGGGCUCUCGUUGUCCCUGGGCCUGAAACAGCUUACUCACAAUUGCGCCGCCCGGGUCCAUCGUCUGACAUACAAACCGGUCGACAACCCCAAGAAUGUCGUGGUCAUCGGCGGCUCCAUGGCCGGCUUCUUUCUGGCGAAGGAACUAGCCGAAUCGCUUCCGACGGGUUAUCGAGUGAUUUUAAUCGAAAAGAAGUCGCACUACCACUUCACCUGGAACUUCCCGCGGAUUUCGGUGGUUGACGGCCACGACAACAAAUGCUUCAUUCCAUUCCCUCGACAGAUUUCGACUGCUCCAGCCGGCGUGUACGAGUUUCGACAGGCCACGGUCGUGGCCAUCGAUCCGGACAAAGUGACGCUGGACAACGGCUCCACGAUUGACUACGAAUAUCUGGCAAUUGCCACGGGUUCCAAGGCCCGGUAUCCUGCACAACUGGACGCGAACGAGAAGAGAGAAUGCAUCGAUUACUUCCAAGCCCAGCGACACCAAAUUGAAGCCGCGAAAGAUAUCGUCAUUGUCGGCGGUGGAGCAGCGGGUGUCGAAAUCGCAGGGGACAUCAAGACAAAAUUUCCCGACAAGAAUGUGACUCUGGUGCAUUCUCGCGACCGCCUCCUGAACAACUUCGAUCCGGCACUCCAUGAAAUCGCCAAAAAGGCUUUGGAGGACAUGGGCGUCGUUGUGUAUCUGGCCGACCGGGUCGUGUCGGAUUUGGACCCGGAAUUGACCAAAUCAAUCAAGCAAGUCAUGUUACGCGAUGGGAAGGUUCUCCAAUGCGAUCACCUGAUAAAAUGCACCGGCCAAUCCGCGCAGUCUGACCUGACCAAGGAGUUCUCACCGGCCUCGGUGGCUCCAACUGGUGGGAUCCGUAUUGAGAAGACUUUGCAGAUGAAGGAUGCGCCUUCGGAUAAGAUUUUUGCUCUGGGAGACGUCAUUGAUACCCCUGGGCCAAAAAUGGGCCGCGCCGCCUCUCUCCAAGGCUUCCACGUUGCCCGCAAUAUCGUGCGCUCCAUCAACCACAAGCCAUUGAAACCAUACAAACCUUCCAUGAUAGACACCUCUAUUGAUUUGACCUUGGGUCUGGGUAAAAACGUCAUGUAUAUCAGUGAUCUGGGCAGACGGCACCUGGCCAUCAACACCAAAACGCCAGAGGAGUUGCAUGCGGCUCGGGCUUGGCAGGUUAUGGACAUGAAGCCGUAUGAUGACCCGGAAUACGAAGCCUCGAAAAAGCUGGCUGUUUGA
Molecule: messenger RNA, 1275 nt
Organism: Exophiala dermatitidis NIH/UT8656
Lineage: Eukaryota; Fungi; Ascomycota; Eurotiomycetes; Chaetothyriales; Herpotrichiellaceae
Product: amid-like NADH oxidoreductase
Exons: 3
Coding region: 1-1275 (424 amino acids)
Cellular component (GO): cytoplasm
Molecular function (GO): electron-transferring-flavoprotein dehydrogenase activity; flavin adenine dinucleotide binding
Source: RefSeq, a predicted model, not a curated record